GAGAGUUCAGCGGGAGAAAAAACGAAAUGGACAUCUCAACCGUCGAUCUCAUCCGACGGCCAUGAGUUUUCCUGGGCUCCCCGGAAUUUUGUCCUACAUAUACCGGAUGUCUUCCGCCUUUGGUCACUACUCCAACUGCCUUCUGUCGAUACUCUCUAUUCCAUCUCCCUCGUAAUUUUCUAGAUCUAAAAAAAGCUUCCUCGUCCAUGGCGAUCACCAUCGUUUCUGUCAAGGCUCGCCAGAUCUUCGACAGUCGCGGUAACCCCACCGUUGAGACUGAUAUCAAGCUGUCCGAUGGCUACUUGGCAAGAGCUGCCGUUCCGAGCGGUGCUUCUACCGGUAUUUACGAGGCUCUUGAGCUGAGGGAUGGGGGAUCUGACUACCUUGGGAAAGGUGUCUCUAAGGCUGUUAACAAUGUGAACUCCAUUAUCGGCCCUGCAUUGAUCGGCAAGGACCCUGCUGAGCAGACUGCUAUCGAUACCUUGAUGGUUCAGCAACUCGAUGGAACUGUUAACGAGUGGGGUUGGUGCAAGCAGAAGCUUGGAGCAAAUGCCAUUCUGGCUGUGUCUCUUGCAGUCUGCAAAGCUGGAGCUCAUGCCAAGGGCAUCCCACUCUACAAGCACAUUGCAAACCUUGCUGGCAACUCCAAGCUGGUGCUUCCAGUUCCUGCUUUCAAUGUCAUCAAUGGUGGAUCACAUGCUGGAAACAAGCUCGCUAUGCAGGAGUUCAUGAUUCUUCCCACUGGAGCUUCCUCAUUCAAGGAAGCCAUGAAGAUGGGUGCUGAGGUCUACCAUCAUUUGAAGUCUGUGAUCAAGAAGAAGUACGGCCAGGAUGCAACUAAUGUUGGUGACGAGGGAGGCUUUGCCCCUAACAUUCAGGAAAACAAGGAAGGUCUUGAGUUGCUUAAGACUGCUAUUGCCAAAGCUGGUUAUUCAGACAAGGUGGUUAUUGGAAUGGAUGUUGCUGCAUCUGAGUUUUACACCGCAGACAAGAAGUACGACCUGAACUUUAAGGAAGAGGUAUGGAACAACAAUGGCGCUGACAAGAUCUCCGGGGAAGCCCUCAAGGACCUGUACAAGUCGUUUGCUACAGAGUACCCAAUUGUGUCCAUUGAAGACCCCUUUGACCAAGAUGACUGGGAACACUACAACAAGAUGACCAGUGAAAUCGGAGAGAAGGUUCAAAUUGUCGGAGAUGAUCUCCUGGUCACCAACCCCAAGAGGGUCGAGAAAGCCAUCAAGGACAAGGCUUGCAAUGCUCUCCUCCUCAAGGUUAACCAAAUUGGAUCCGUGACCGAGAGUAUUGAGGCUGUGAAGAUGUCGAAGCGCGCUGGAUGGGGCGUGAUGGCCAGCCACCGCAGUGGUGAAACCGAGGACACCUUCAUUGCUGAUCUCUCAGUCGGACUAUCCACGGGACAAAUCAAGACCGGAGCACCUUGCCGAUCUGAGCGUCUGGCGAAGUACAACCAGCUGUUGAGAAUUGAGGAAGAGCUGGGAUCGGAAGCUGUUUAUGCCGGAGCCAACUUCAGGAAGCCUGUCGAGCCAUACUAAGAUAACUGAGGAGCGAAAGCGAUGAAUGUGACGCAGAGGGUGUGUGGAUUUGGCGGCCAGAUAUCAGAAUAAUCUUUUUUUUAUGUAGGUUUGGAUUGUGGGUUAACCCAAAGAUAUCGGUUUGAAUAAUUUUCUGCAAUGGGCCAAAGUUGUCCUUUUUGGCCGUGGUUCGGAACGUUGUAUUAACUGAGCUGUUUUGUUUUUUUUGUGAGCUUCUAUGAGUUUUGGAAAUGUUUAGACUUUAGAAGCAUGGUCCAAUAUAAUCCCCCACCGUUCUCAUGUUUCUAUGGUUAACUUACUUUUAACUUUGGCU
Linum tenue is the source of this 1863-nucleotide messenger RNA. Lineage: Eukaryota; Viridiplantae; Streptophyta; Magnoliopsida; Malpighiales; Linaceae. The record is from the annotation of a GenBank genome assembly.